GUACUGACAAUUUGAAUGACGGUUCAGCCGAGAGUUGAAAUUUUUAGGCUUUGAUGCUAAUUCACGAACAAACAUUGAUGUAUAAUUUUUUCUCUUGGUUUCUGUUUUGACCAGACAUAUUCACGAAGGUGAGAGUAGAAGUAGAAGAAACCAACCCUAAAAUCUCGUUGUCAUCCUCAUCCCACUCGCAUCUUCAAUUUACUUGCGGAGCUACUGCGGCGUUGAUUGAAGGUGAAAGCUUAAAUGUUCUGAUGGCGAAAUCGAUUCCGUCUGCAUUUUCACCUCUAGUUUCACGAUCAGGAACUCAUAAAAGGACUGCAGGUGAGGAGCAAUGGUUCGGCAAGUUUUCACAAAAGACAAAGCUGAUACAUUUGAAAUUCCCUUCUGGCUAUGGAGUGAGAGCAAGGGCAAUUUCUUCCACAGCUGAUGUUAGAGCAGUGGAAAUUCCUCGUCAAUGGUAUAAUCUUGUUGCAGACCUCCCAAUUAAACCUCCGCCAGCUUUGCAUCCAAAGACUCUUCAGCCAAUUAAACAUGAGGAUCUGUCUCCUUUGUUCCCUGAUGAAUUGAUCAUGCAAGAAGUAAGUAAUGACCAGUUCAUCGACAUCCCACCUGAAGUUAUUGACAUUUACCGGCUUUGGCGCCCAACCCCAUUGAUAAGGGCUAAGAGAUUGGAAAAGCUUCUUGAUACACCUGCCAAGAUCUACUACAAAUAUGAAGGUGUUAGCCCAGCUGGAUCACAUAAGCCCAAUACUGCAGUUCCACAGGUCUGGUAUAAUGCUCAGCAAGGCAUCAAGAAUGUUGCAACAGAAACUGGUGCUGGACAAUGGGGAAGUUCAUUGGCCUUUGCAUGCAGCCUAUUUGGUCUUAAUUGUGAAGUGUGGCAAGUUCGUGCUUCUUAUGAUCAGAAACCUUAUCGUAAAUUAAUGAUGCAAACCUGGGGUGCCAAGGUUCACCCUUCUCCAUCUAGUAUAACUGAAGCUGGCAGAAAAAUCUUACAGAUGGACCCAUCUAGCCCUGGUAGUUUAGGAAUAGCUAUUUCAGAGGCUGUUGAGGUUGCAGUUACAAAUGCUGAUACCAAGUAUUGUCUGGGGAGUGUUCUGAAUCAUGUCCUACUACACCAGACUGUCAUUGGUGAGGAAUGUAUAAAGCAGAUGGAAGCAAUAGGAGAGACACCAGAUGUGAUCAUUGGCUGUACAGGUGGAGGAUCCAAUUUUGCAGGACUUGCAUUUCCUUUUAUUCGGGAGAAGCUCAAUGGGAAAAUUAACCCUGUUAUAAGGGCAGUUGAGCCUGCAGCAUGCCCUUCGCUAACAAAAGGUGUCUACACAUAUGACUAUGGAGAUACAGCUGGGAUGACACCAUUAAUGAAGAUGCAUACUCUUGGACAUGACUUCAUUCCGGACCCCAUUCAUGCUGGAGGCUUGCGUUACCAUGGUAUGGCACCACUUAUCUCACAUGUCUAUGAACUAGGCUUCAUGGAAGCACUAUCUAUUCCUCAGACUGAAUGCUUUGAAGGAGCCAUAAAAUUUGCUCGGUCAGAAGGUCUGAUACCAGCACCAGAACCAACUCAUGCUAUAGCUGCCACCAUCAGGGAAGCUUGCCACUGUAGAGAGACUGGAGAAGAAAAAGUUAUUCUCAUGGCUAUGUGUGGCCAUGGUCACUUUGAUCUGCCAGCUUAUGAGAAGUAUUUGCAAGGAAAAAUGGUCGAUUUGUCAUUUGAAGAUGAAAAGAUGCAUGCAUCGCUGGCCAAAGUUCCUCAAAUUGCCUAAACUGAAGCCUCAUGACUUGGGAUGGGAACUGGUAUCAUCAUCAUCAUCCAAGACUUACCCCAGAAGAUCCUCUUUUACUACUUCAUUUAUGUCCUUUUUUGAGUGGGAACUAGUAUAGAUGUAAUAAUCUUCUACUGUGGAGCAACAGAUAGGAGAGAUCUGUCCUAAGAGGCAGGGUAACAUAAAUGUUACCUUAUGUUGUUGUUGUUGAUGUUUUAGCAACCACCCACUGUAAAUCUCUCAGGAAACUCUUAGCACCUUCCCUCCCCCUUCAAUGAUAGGUAGUCAUUUCAAGGCUCAGUGGCUGACUGCUGAGAGCCCGAGAGUAGCAGUGACGGGAUUCAAGAAGUUGGUGGAUAUGUGGGGGCGGCAAGAGCUGCAGUUAAGGGAACAAAUAACAUGAAAAACAUAGUGCAUCUGCUCUAACCAUCAUAUCAUUUUUCUUGUCCAACCAUAUACGAACAUUAUUUUUUUUUUUUUUGUAGUGAGAAUUUAAUUUGCAUUAAUACAAAUGGAUGGGAGUACAAGCGUGAAAAUUACAAUGUUUA
Molecule: messenger RNA, 2314 nt
Organism: Nelumbo nucifera (sacred lotus)
Lineage: Eukaryota; Viridiplantae; Streptophyta; Magnoliopsida; Proteales; Nelumbonaceae
Gene: TSBTYPE2
Product: tryptophan synthase beta type 2
Biological process (GO): L-tryptophan biosynthetic process
Cellular component (GO): cytoplasm
Molecular function (GO): tryptophan synthase activity; pyridoxal phosphate binding; L-serine hydro-lyase (adding indole, L-tryptophan-forming) activity
Source: RefSeq, a predicted model, not a curated record